UAACACCUUGUGGUUUCUUUCAUGAUUAUUGAAGUUAUUUGGAUGAAAGAUGCAGUGACAUCAGAGUUGUAGCAACAACAGUGAAGCAAAGCCCAAACCAAGGAGAAACAACAUUCACACCAUUGCAGUGAGUCACUGAUCCAACCUGAAGAACUGAAAUGGCUUACUCACAGAUCCGCCUAAAAAUUCUCCCCAGCGUUCGCUGUCUCUUUGAUAAACUGGUGCAAGUAAAAGUAGAGGGACUUGCUCCUCACAAAAUGGUGGAAUUAAGGUCCAAACUAGUUGAUGAUAAAGGGGUGAUUUUUAAAGCCUCCGCCCUCUACAAAGCGGAUGAAACUGGCAAGGUGGAUGUGUGUCGUGCACCCUCUCUGGGAGGAAGUUACACCGGAGUGGAGCCCAUGGGUUUUUUGUGGGCCAUGGCACCAGAGACUCCACACCACAGAUUUAUGAAGAAGAAUGUUUCCAGCCCAACACUAGUGGAGAUAGAAGCACUAAGUGGGGAGACCGGUGAGCUCUUGGCCUCUGAAACCAAUGAGAGAGGAUACAUGACAGAGGGGAUGAAGAGGAUACCCGUGAGAGACGGAAGAAUACGAGGAGUCCUCUUCAUACCACCAGGAAAGGGUCCAUUCCCUGGAAUUCUUGAUUUGUACACUCUUGGUGGACGACUAACAGAGCCCAGAGCCAGCCUCUUGGCAAAUAAAGGUUUUGUUGUUCUGGCGCUGGCCUAUUAUGGCUUCCAGGAUUUACCAAAAAAACCUCCAAACCUGGAUUUAGAAUACUUUGAAGAGGCUGUAACAUAUCUGAGGAGACAGCCUGAGGUCAAAGGUCCUGGGAUCGGCAUCAUAUCAAUCUCUCAUAGUGUUGCUUUGGCUUUGUCAAUGUCAUCUUUCCUCUCUGGGAUCUCAGCAACUGUCUGUAUUAAUGGCUGCAAUGCAAAUACUGUGAUUCCAUUACACUACAAAGACAUAGUUUUUCCUCCACUGUCACCUGUCAUAAAGAAUGCUAGGUUCACAGAUUCUGGGCUUGUGGAUAUACGCGAUGUCGUACCGGACCCUACCUUGGAGAAGAACAGGGCAUCUUUGAUUCCAAUAGAGCGUGCCAGCUGCCAGUUCCUGUUUGCUGUUUCUGAAGAUGACCGCAACUGGAGGAGCGCUUUUUUUGCCAAGCAGGCUGCUGCAAUGCUGAAGAAUCACGGCAAAGAGUCGUUUCAGGUGGUUUCUUAUCCUAAAGCUGGACACUUUUUGGAUGUUCCUCACAUGCCUUAUUGCCCAUCUGGCUUCCACGCAGCAGCAGGGCGUGCUGUGGUGUUUGGUGGGGAGCCAAAAGCCCACUCUGAGGCCCAGCUGGACCUGUGGGAACGAGUCCAGGAGUUCUUCAAGAGGCACUUGGACAACAAGAGCACUUAUUAGCAAGCAAUGCUGCAUCAAGUGUGUCAAGCAGCCCAGAAUGGUUGUCCUUAGCAAUAUUUUGCCUUUUUAUGUUUAAGUAUGUAUUCAAAGAUAGUUCUUGUAUUUAAAUGACCGGCUUAUAAGAUUUAGGGGGAUAUAUUGGCAGAAAUGGAAUGUGAUAUUCAUAAGUAUGUUUUAGUUAGUCUAUACUCACCUGUAACAAAGAAUCGUGUUUUAGUUAGCUUAGAAUGAGCCCUUUAUAUCCACAUAGGGGGCGGGUCGUCUUCCACGGAGUCCACCCUGUCACACCGCUAUGUUUCUACAGUAGCUCAGAAUGGACAAACCAAACACAGGCUCUAGAGAGGACCG
Thunnus maccoyii (southern bluefin tuna) is the source of this 1757-nucleotide messenger RNA. RefSeq names its product acyl-CoA thioesterase 20 (gene acot20). NCBI's taxonomy places the organism in Eukaryota, Metazoa, Chordata, Actinopteri, Scombriformes, Scombridae. Gene Ontology annotation, molecular function: fatty acyl-CoA hydrolase activity. The record is from RefSeq and is a predicted model, not a curated record. Gene Ontology annotation, biological process: acyl-CoA metabolic process; fatty acid metabolic process. Bases 159 to 1409 code for a protein of 416 amino acids. The transcript is spliced from 4 exons.